Molecule: messenger RNA, 690 nt
Organism: Boleophthalmus pectinirostris (great blue-spotted mudskipper)
Lineage: Eukaryota; Metazoa; Chordata; Actinopteri; Gobiiformes; Gobiidae
Exons: 3
Coding region: 1-690 (229 amino acids)
Source: RefSeq, a predicted model, not a curated record
AUGUAUGAGCGAGUAGUCUACGAGCGAGUAGUCUACGAGCGAGUAGUGUACGAGCGUGUAGUGUACGAGCGAGUAGUGUACGAGCGUGUAGUCUACGAGCCAGUAGUGUACGAGCCAGUAGUGUACGAGCCAGUAGUGUACGAGCGAGUAGUGUACGAGCGAGUAGUGUACGUAGUACGAGCCAGUAGUUGUACGAGCGUAGUAGUGUACGAGCCAGUAGUGUACGAGCGUGUAGUGUACGAGCGUGUAGUGUACGAGCCAGUAGUGUACGAGCGUGUAGUGUACGAGCGUGUAGUGUACGAGCCAGUAGUGUACGAGCGUGUAGUGUACGAGCGUGUAGUGUACGAGCGUGUAGUGUACGAGCGAGUAGUGUACGAGCGUGUAGUGUACGAGCGUGUAGUGUACGAGCGUGUAGUGUACGAGCGAGCGUGUAGUUACGAGCCAGUAGUGUACGAGCGUGUAGUGUACGAGCGUGUAGUGUACGAGCGUGUAGUGUACGAGCGUGUAGUGUACGAGCGUGUAGUGUACGAGCGUGUAGUGUACGAGCGUGUAGUGUACGAGCGAGUAGUGUACGAGCCAGUAGUGUACGAGCGUGUAGUGUACGAGCCAGUAGUGUACGAGCGUGUAGUGUACGAGCGUGUAGUGUACGAGCGAGUACGAGUGUACGAGCGAGUGUGUACGAGCGAGUAG